CUCUCAUAUACAUAGGGAAUUGAUAAUUUCAAGAUGAAAAUCUCCCUAUUAUUUCUAAUCCCGGCGUUAGUGAAUGCCUGGUCUCCAACCAACUCUUAUGCCCCUGGUAGAAUUGAAUGUCCCUCGGAUAAAAGACUCACCCGUGUAGCUGAAGGCUUAUCGUCCGAGGAACAUGCUUGGCUCGAAGGAAGAAACCCAGUAACCCAAGCAAAUCUCAUUAAAUUUUUGCAAAAUGCAAACAUGACCGAUUUUGAUGCACAACUGUUUGUGGAAAAUGCUAAAAAGAAUAUCACCAUUGGACUUGCAUUUUCGGGAGGUGGAUACCGUGCCAUGCUCUGUGGGGCCGGUCAGUUGGCAGCCUUGGACAGCAGAACCACCAAUGCCGACGCUUCCGGGUUGGGUGGUCUUUUACAGGCUUCCACGUACCUUGUAGGACUUUCUGGUGGUAACUGGCUUGUGGGGACCAUAGCCAUGAACAACUUCACUUCAGUGGAAAAAAUUGUAGAUGAUGGUAAGAUUUGGGAUUUAGAAAGAUCAAUCAUUAACCCCGCUGGUUGGAAUGUAGUGAAAUUGUAUAAAUAUUAUAAUGGGAUUUCUGAUGAUUUGAAUGCUAAGAAGGACGCUGGAUUUGAUCUCAGUCUUACUGAUACUUGGGCAAGAAUGCUUUCUCAUCAAUUUUUCAGUGAAUUGAACGAUACUGGUGCUGCCUUGACCUGGUCAACUCUCCAAGAAAGUGACCCAUUCACCAACCAUGAAAUGCCAUUCCCCAUUGUCGUAGCCGAUGGUAGAACGCCAAACUCUUACAUCAUCAGUGGGAACUCUACAGUCUUUGAAACCAAUCCGUUUGAGUUAGGUUCUUGGGACCCUUCUGUUUAUCAAUUUACAAAGGUCAAAUACUUGGGGACAAACACCACUGAUGGUGAGCAUAAUGGGACUUGUGUCGGUGGGUUUGAUAACGCUGGUUAUGUCAUGGGGACCUCAUCCACAUUAUUCAACCAAUUUGUUCUUCAGAUCAACACAACUUCCAUUGUUGGUGCCCUUAAGGAUUUAAUUACUCAUUUCUUAAAUGAUGUUUCUAAAGCAGAAAAUGAUAUUGCCAUUUAUAAGCCAAACCCAUUCCAUAAAACUGAUGAAGGUACCAUUAGUCUGAUUGCACAGAAUGAUACUCUUUACCUUGUUGAUGGUGGAGAAGAUCUUCAGAAUGUCCCAAUCUACCCAUUGAUUCAACCAGAACGUAAAGUGGAUGUCAUCUUUGCGUAUGAUAACUCUGGUGAUACUGAUCAAUAUUGGCCCAAUGGUGCCUCAUUGGUCGCCACCUAUGAAAGACAAUUCUUGACCCAAGGUAAUGGAACUUAUUUCCCGCAUGUUCCAGACGUGAAUACUUUUAGAAAUUUGAAUUUAACUGCCAAGCCUGCCUUUUUUGGAUGUGAUGCUAAGAAUCUUUCUCUGUUGUUCAAUAGCCCACCCACCAAUGUGUCGACCAAUGUAACCAGCAGCGUCUACGAUAUUCCAUUGGUUGUUUACACUGCCAACAGACCGUUUAGCUUCUGGUCUAAUACUUCAACCUUUGACAUGGAUUAUACUGACGCACAAAAGAAGGGUAUGAUUCGUAAUGGGUAUGAAGUAUCAUCAAGACUUAACAAGACUCUUGAUAGCGAAUGGGCCGCAUGCGUUGGAUGUGCCAUUAUUAGAAGAGAACAAGAGAGACAAAGCAUAGAACAAUCAGAGCAAUGUAAGAGAUGUUUCGCAAGAUAUUGUUGGAAUGGAGAAUUAGAUUCUUCUGAUGCUGGAGUAAAUUUCACUACGGACGGGACUACAAACGGACCAGAGAAUGAUGGUAACCGUACUGUAUCUGCAGGGUUGUCCAUUACUAUCCAAGCCGGUAACACCAGUGUAUUUAAGGCUAUUGGGUAUGCACUUUUGUGUAUCCUCGUUUUGGGAUUCUCCAUUUAGGUGUGAAGUAGCAGUAAUAAAAAAAGAAGAAUAUUAAUAAUAUGAAUAAAUGAUAUGAGU
Molecule: messenger RNA, 2013 nt
Organism: [Candida] anglica
Lineage: Eukaryota; Fungi; Ascomycota; Pichiomycetes; Serinales; Debaryomycetaceae
Source: the annotation of a GenBank genome assembly